This is a messenger RNA of Prunus mume (Japanese apricot), 1720 nucleotides long. The record is from RefSeq and is a predicted model, not a curated record. Lineage: Eukaryota; Viridiplantae; Streptophyta; Magnoliopsida; Rosales; Rosaceae.
ACUGAGAUACGUACUUGGCGAGCAAAUAUCAUCCUUGUACUGGAGGCCGAUGGAGCCUAAUGGUCAUAGGAGAGUGAGGAGAAAGGAUAAUUGUGUUCAAGAAAAUGGGGACACAAGUCAGUCAAAUGCCGGUGAUGAACUAGAUCCAUGGACUGCAUGGGCAUACAGGCCUCGGACCAUUUCAAUGUUACUUAUUGGCGCAUGUUUUCUUAUUUGGGUAAGUGGGGCCCUAGAUCCAGAAAGCAGUGCAUCUGGAGAUCUUGUUACAUCUGUAAAAAGGGGUGUAUGGGCAAUGAUUGCAGUUUUUCUUGCUUAUUGCUUGCUGCAAGCCCCAUCUACGGUUCUUAUCAGACCACAUCCUGCAAUUUGGCGCUUGGUUCAUGGAAUGGCUGUUGUUUACCUUGUUGCUCUCACAUUUUUGCUUUUCCAGAAGCGUGAUGAUGCUCGGCAGUUUAUGAAGUUUCUCCAUCCUGAUCUUGGUGUUGAACUUCCAGAAAGAUCUUAUGGUGCUGAUUGUCGCAUAUAUUUGCCUGAAAAUCCUAAAAGCAGGUUUAAGAAUGUUUAUGAAACACUUUUUGAUGAAUUUGUUGUAGCUCAUAUAGUUGGGUGGUGGGGAAAGGCUAUACUGAUCCGUAAUCAGCCCCUUCUGUGGGUGCUUUCCAUUGGAUUUGAGUUGAUGGAGCUUACCUUCCGCCACAUGUUACCAAAUUUCAAUGAAUGCUGGUGGGACAGUAUUAUUCUUGACAUUUUGAUCUGCAACUGGUUUGGUGAGAGCUCUCUUACAUUAUCAAUAUUGAGACAGAGUUCUGUUUGGUGUUCUUGGCUAAGUCGACAGCCUAAUAUUAUUGGAAAAGUCAAACGAACACUGGGACAAUUUACACCAGCUCAGUGGGACAAAGAUGAGUGGCAUCCCUUGCUUGGUCCAUGGCGUUUCAUUCAAGUCCUCACUCUUUGCAUUGUAUUCAUGACUGUAGAGCUCAAUACAUUCUUUCUUAAGUUCUGUCUAUGGAUUCCGCCGCGGAACCCCUUGAUUGUGUAUAGGUUGAUCUUGUGGUGGCUAAUUGCAAUUCCAACAAUUCGCGAGUACAAUUCAUACCUUCAAGAUCGAACACCAGUGAAGAAGGUUGGGGCAUUUUGUUGGCUUUCCGUGGCUAUUUGCAUUAUUGAACUUCUGAUUUGCAUAAAGUUUGGACAUGGAUUGUAUCCUAAACCAAUGCCACUGUGGAUGGUAACGUUUUGGAUGUCUGCUGGAGUGGCCCUUGUAUUAUUUUUGAUUGUUUGGUCGUGGCAACUGCAUCGAAGUUUAGGGAGAAAGAGGCGAUGAUUUUACUAUUGGGUACAUCAUUCUUUGAUUGCUUCCUUGCCCCUGGUCUCAAGGUUAUCGAUCCAUGUUGUAAAUAUUUAUCACCCUUUAUUAAUUGUACAUCCUGAUUCUCUUUUAGAUUAGCGGAUCACAGUUCCUUGAGUAGAAAAUAUUUAUUCUUUCUUGCUAGCCAGGCUGUUGCAAAUACUUUUAAGGCUCGGAAAUUACUGGUUUGCCACUAUUACUAGCAGGUUUUUUCCGAGUCUGAGGAUGAGCCAUUUUGAACUACCAAUUCCUUUAUGUUGUAAUGUUUAGGUUUUUUAUUUUAUGGGUUAUAACUUAUAAAAUUGUUAGUAAAAGAUUUCAUAUAUGUAAUAAUGUACCAAAUGACAAUGGAAGCUUUCGUUCUACCAUUUU